GCACACCAUAGCGUGCGCAGCCAGCACACUGCUAGGCUCAGGGCAGGCGGCUAAAUACAGGCAAAUGCAUGAAUUCCUGGUACCUCCACGGACCAGUAAGGGUAUGCUGGUCCCCCCAAGAGUGGGCGGGCAUGGGACACCCUCGCCACCCGGAGGCGCUCACCGACCUCGACCAACGAGGGCGUUGCGGGGAAGGGAAGUCUGGAUGGCCCAGGGCCGUGGGGACCACGACGCGCCACCAGGGGCUCCGGUCCCCCUGCUGGAGGCCGGGGCUACCGCUCCCACGCUUCCGCAGAAGGCAUUUCCUGAGAGCAUGAAUUCUAUCCCCAUCAGCAAAACUGUCGGGGAAAGUGGUGGAAAAUGACGCCGGCGGAGGAAAAACGUCGGGAGUAAAGGAGCCCAAGCCCCGGGCCCAAACCCUCACGGAGGGGACUGUGGAGGUUAGAGAAGCCAUGCGCAGCUCCCGCCGCGGCCAGAACCAGGGCUGGAAGCCUCGCGAGAUCUUGGGGAGGGGGCUCGGGAAUCUCGUUGCGUUGCCUAGCGACGGGCAGGACGCUCGCAGGCCCCCAAGCUAACCCCUGCUGUAGCCUUAAAUCUCCUACCAUGGGAGAAGGCGGCGGCCGAAGCUUUGGGACCACUAGGGAGCUGCAGAGGCUGAAGCAGCAGGCGAUGGAGUACUACCGGGAGAACGACGUCCCGCACAGGCUGGAAGAGCUGCUCAACUCCACCUUCUACCUCCAGCCUGCCGACGUCUACGGGCACCUGGCAAACUGCUUUUCUAAACUUGCAAAGCCUCCCACCAUAUGCAGAGUCGUGGGGAAGAGUGUAUUGGAUGGAUUGGGGCUUCCAACCCUCCAAGUGGAAAUAUUCUGCACCAUUCAAAAUUUCCCCAAGAGCAUAUGUUCAGUGGUGAUCUCAACGCACUUUGAAGUCCUCGAGAAUGUUCUGCCGGAGCUGGCAGACGCAGAGCAAGAAGCAAGGUCCGAGGCGGUCCGCAUCGCGGUGCAGUGGGUCAACGAAACCAUCACCGAGGAGCUUCAGGGCCUGACGCCCUCCGACCAGGCUGAGGUGGACCAGGUGCUCAGGACAUUCUUUGGAAAUAAAGCGCAAGAAGACAAAGAGAGGAGAGAACUGGAAAAGAGCCUGGAAGACACAAGAGUGUCCAUCCCUUCUCCUGCACCACCACCACCGCCGCCUCCACCCCCAGCCAAAAAAAGGGGACAAAAGCAAGGGAGGAACGAUACUUUUACAGAGAAACCUAUUGUGCCUCCAGAACCUGUUGAACCUAUACUGAAUGGUAGCAUGGCCAUAGGGGCUGUGUCACUCGCUGUGGCCAAAACCAGGGCCAUCCUGGACAAUAACCCCCUCUACUUAAAUAUUGCACUACUGAAGCAGUCAGGUCAGGAACAGCCCACAAAGCUCACCUUACCUUUGCCAAUGGUGUCUCUGGUCAGCUGCGGGAAGUCAUCGCCCGGGAAGCUGAAUUUAAUGAAAGAAGUGAUGUGUAUACCCCAUCCUGGAUUAACAGCUAAACAAGGUGUGGAGAUGCUUCUGGAAAUUCAGAAACAUAUCAACAAAACAAUUGAAAUGCCGCCACCUCCAAAAACAGAGACCAAAAAAGGGCAUAACGGAAGCAAAAGAAGUCAACAGCCCAUCACGGGCAAGAUGUCGCAUCUUGGCUGUUUGACCAUUAAUUACGACACCAUAGAGCAACCGCUGGUCCUAAUUCAAGGCAUCUGUGCGAACCUGGGGCUGGACCUGGGGACAAACCUGCACCUAGCCAUCAACUGUGCUGCCCAUGAGCUGAUGGAUUAUAGUAGAGGAAAGUAUGAAGUGAUGCUGGGAACAUACAAAAACGCAGCGGAGAUGGUGGACCUCUACGUGGAUCUGAUCAACAGGUGUUACAUCCUUGCAGGAGCUGCAUCCAAAAGCAUUUCUAAACUUCUAGAGGGUGGGGACAUCAGCACCCCCAAAUCCAGUGGGCUGAUCAUCAGACAUACCAACCAAACUACGAUCUCUGACUUGGUGGAAAUAACCAGUCUUCUUGACAGUAAGCAGCGCGUGGCCGUCUUCGGAAGCGCGGAAGGGGAGUCGUCUGAUGACAGCCUGGUUGAUCUGGCCAUCGGACUCGGUGUCCGGUUUAUCAAGUUGGGAGGUCUUUCUCGCGGCGAGCGGAUAACUAAGUACAACCGCCUCUUCACUAUAGAGGAAGAACUGCUCCAGAGUGGAACACUGGGUUUCAAUGAAGAACACAUAUUUUUUCCCUUGAAUGAUGACACUGAGAAGGGGACCGAGGCACCCGAGGCUGUGGCUACCGUGGCUGGCGAGCCAGCCGAGCUCCCAGAGCCCAUCUUCCCCACAGAACUGAUGGAGGCAUCGGCCAAAGCAUGAGCGUCUCCUGGAUGGGGCUGUGGACACCCCGCCUUUCGGCCACGCUGCUAGCAUGAGACCCGCAGAGCCCACCUGUGUCUUCACAUGGGCUUUGCUCUAAAACAUCCGUAACCAGCGUGCUCUUUGAUUGCUCUUGUGAUUUCUGUUUGGUAACACUGGUACCUAGUAUUUCUGCCCGAAAUUACGCCUGUAAACUGUGUCUUCCAGACCUCGAAUGUCCAUGGGGAAGUUCCCUCCUGCCCACGUGGGGGGCCAAGACCUAGUAAAAGAGUCCAGCGCCUCUGCUGCUGAGCGGACAUGGGGGGCAGCGACGUAGCCGUGCCCGGAGGCACAGGCGCAUCUUGCCGCCUUCCUCAGGCAGGAAGAAAUGUGCGAACUUCAGUCUUUCUAGCAGCCAAACAGCUGCGGCUUACUUCCUUGCCCUUCAUCCCUCUUCCCUGACUCCCUCCUCUUUCUAAAUUUUCAUCUUUAUUAUAUUACUUGUACGCUUGUGGGUGUCCUAAGAUCCUUUUUAGAAAAAGCAGCAGUCUAAAUGAAUAAACCCAUCCGUAAAUGAA
Mustela lutreola (European mink) is the source of this 2948-nucleotide messenger RNA. It is a transcript of the gene ENO4, whose product is annotated as enolase 4. The record is from RefSeq and is a predicted model, not a curated record. The coding region runs from base 604 to 2391 and encodes 595 amino acids. The transcript is spliced from 14 exons. Gene Ontology annotation, biological process: glycolytic process. Lineage: Eukaryota; Metazoa; Chordata; Mammalia; Carnivora; Mustelidae. Gene Ontology annotation, cellular component: phosphopyruvate hydratase complex. Gene Ontology annotation, molecular function: phosphopyruvate hydratase activity; magnesium ion binding.